Molecule: messenger RNA, 692 nt
Organism: Cryptomeria japonica (Japanese cedar)
Lineage: Eukaryota; Viridiplantae; Streptophyta; Pinopsida; Cupressales; Cupressaceae
Product: EPIDERMAL PATTERNING FACTOR-like protein 4
Exons: 3
Coding region: 207-617 (136 amino acids)
Biological process (GO): stomatal complex development
Source: RefSeq, a predicted model, not a curated record
CUUAUCCCUCUCCCCUAAUCUAAUCUUUCUGAAUAACAGCCUAGCAAGUUAUAGGACUGCUGAAUUUGUUAUGUCAUUGAAAAAAAAAGAGCAGAAAAAAGAACUUUAUUGAUAUGGAAUUUAGAUAUGUUGAAAGCGACAUUACUGAAACCUUAUCCCAAUACUUAAUAUGAGAUUUCUAUGCUGCAGUAAAUUGAGCAGUGAGUAUGAAAGAAAACAGGCAGCCAUUAAUGGAAUCUGCAUUGGAUUUUAAGCUGCUCAGGAUGGUGAUUAUUCUUCUUCUUUUAAGCAUGUUGAGUUUGGAAGGCAUUAAAGAUGUUGAGGCAAGACAUGUGAAAUUUUCUGGGCACACACACUUUUCCCAGCUGCAGAAGAAAACUGUAAAGGUUGUGAAAGAUAUCAGGGCACAGAAGUUAUUGGGAUCAAGACCACCUAAUUGUAGUUUUAAAUGCUUUGGGUGCAAUCCAUGCAUACCCAUUUUAGUUAUAGUUGGUCCCCCAAAAGGAAGUUCUCAAGAAGAUAGCAAAGCAGUUAAUAUCAGUCUUGAUGCUGAUUACUAUCCCCAGAAAUGGAUGUGCAGUUGUGGCAACCAGACAUACCCACCAAGGAGGAAGUAAUGCAAAUUUGAUUCAAAAUAGUUUUUGAUUCACACUGAUAACUGUAAAUGUAAUUCUAUAUGCUUCCCCAUGAUA